UCCAUUUGUUGGCACACAGCUUCUGCUUUCCUGGGGGCCUCUUCCGAGUCCCCCGGUCUGUCAGGAAUGAAGCCCCAACACUGUUGGCAAGACCCACCAGGCCUUCUUCAGAUAGACACAUCGAGAGACCCGUCAUUCCACCCAUGCCCAGCUUCCCGGAGGCCCUUCCUGCCUCCACUCCUCCCACCCCCGCUGCAGGUCACUGACCCUGCUUGGAAAACACCAGGCUUGCUCAUAUAAGGAGCGUGGGCCAGGCCUGAGUAUUCAGCGAUGGCAUCUGCAUGGUGGCCCUGUCUCAUCUUGGCUCUGCUCUUCAGCUUGGCAGCCUCUGGCUUCCCGAGAAGCCCCUUUCGGCUGCUUGGGAAACGGAGCCUCCCGGAAGGGGUGGCCAAUGGCAUCGAGGUCUACAGUACCAAAAUCAACUCCAAGGUGACCUCCCGUUUUGCUCACAAUGUUGUCACCACGAGAACGGUCAACCGUGCAGACACGGCCAAGGAGGUUUCCUUUGAUGUGGAGCUGCCCAAGACGGCCUUCAUCACCAACUUCACCUUGACCAUCGACGGUGUUACCUACCCUGGGAAUGUCAAGGAGAAGGAAGUUGCCAAGAAGCAGUAUGAAAAGGCUGUGUCCCAGGGCAAGACGGCCGGCUUGGUCAAGGCCUCUGGGAGGAAGAUGGAGAAGUUCACAGUCUCGGUCAACGUGGCUGCAGGCAGCAAAGUCACCUUCGAGCUAACCUACGAGGAGCUGCUGAAGAGGCACAAGGGCAAGUACGAGAUGUACCUCAAGGUCCAGCCUAAGCAACUGGUCAAACACUUCGAGAUCGAGGUAGACAUCUUCGAGCCUCAGGGAAUCAGCAUGCUGGAUGCUGAGGCCUCGUUCAUCACCAAUGACCUCCUGGGAAGCGCCCUCGCCAAGUCCUUCUCAGGGAAAAAGGGCCACGUGUCCUUCAAGCCCAGCUUAGACCAACAGCGUUCAUGCCCAACCUGUACAGACUCCCUCCUCAAUGGAGAUUUCACCAUCACCUACGACGUGAACAGAGAAUCUCCUGGCAACGUGCAGAUAGUCAAUGGCUACUUUGUGCACUUCUUUGCACCUCAAGGCCUUCCAGUGGUGCCUAAGAACGUGGCCUUCGUGAUUGAUAUCAGCGGCUCCAUGGCUGGUCGGAAAUUAGAGCAGACAAAGGAGGCCCUUCUCAGAAUCCUGGAAGAUAUGAAAGAGGAAGACUAUCUGAAUUUCAUCCUGUUCAGUGGAGAUGUGUCCACAUGGAAAGAGCACUUAGUCCAGGCCACGCCCGAGAACCUCCAGGCGGCCAGGACGUUUGUGAAGAGCAUGGAGGAUAAAGGAAUGACCAACAUCAACGACGGGCUGCUGAGGGGCAUCAGUAUGCUGAACAAGGCCAGAGAGGAGCACAGAGUCCCAGAGAGGAGCACCUCCAUCGUCAUCAUGCUGACUGACGGGGAUGCCAAUGUUGGUGAGAGCAGACCUGAAAAAAUCCAAGAGAAUGUGCGGAAUGCCAUCGGGGGCAAGUUCCCCUUGUAUAACCUGGGCUUUGGCAACAAUCUGAAUUAUAACUUCCUGGAGAACAUGGCCCUGGAGAACCAUGGGUUUGCCCGGCGCAUUUACGAGGACUCUGAUGCCGAUUUGCAGUUGCAGGGCUUCUAUGAGGAGGUGGCCAACCCACUGCUGACGGGCGUGGAGAUGGAGUACCCCGAGAACGCUGUCCUGGACCUCACCCAGAACACUUACCAGCACUUCUACGACGGCUCUGAGAUUGUGGUGGCCGGGCGCCUGGUGGACGAGGACAUGAACAGCUUUAAGGCAGAUGUGAAGGGCCAUGGGGCCACCAACGACCUGACCUUCACAGAGGAGGUGGACAUGAAGGAGAUGGAGAAGGCCCUUCAGGAGCGGGACUACAUCUUCGGGAAUUACAUUGAGCGGCUCUGGGCCUACCUCACCAUCGAGCAGCUGCUGGAGAAGCGCAAGAACGCCCAUGGCGAGGAGAAGGAGAACCUCACGGCCCGGGCCCUGGACCUGUCCCUCAAGUAUCACUUUGUGACUCCACUGACCUCCAUGGUGGUGACCAAGCCUGAGGACAACGAGGAUGAGAGGGCCAUUGCCGACAAGCCUGGGGAAGCCACACCGCUGAGCCCCGCCAUGUCCUACCUGACCAGCUACCAGCCUCCUCAAAACCCCUACUACUAUGUGGACGGGGACCCCCACUUCAUCAUCCAAGUUCCGGAGAAAGACGAUGCCCUCUGCUUCAACAUCGAUGAAGCCCCAGGCACAGUGCUGCGCCUUAUUCGGGAUCCAGUCACAGGCCUCACAGUUAACGGGCAGAUCAUCGGCGACAAGAGAGGCAGCCCUGACUCCAAAACCAGAAAGACUUAUUUUGGAAAACUGGGCAUUGCCAAUGCUCAGAUGGACUUCCAGGUGGAGGUGACAACGGAGAAGAUCACCCUGUGGAACAGGGCCGUGCCGAGCACUUUCAGCUGGCUGGACACAGUCACAGUCACGCAGGAUGGCCACUUUCUGGCUUCCUCUCGUAGGCUGUCUAUGAUGAUCAACAGGAAGAACAUGGUGGUCUCCUUUGGAGAUGGGGUUACCUUUGUGGUCAUCCUACACCAGGUGUGGAAGAAACAUCCUGUCCACCGUGACUUUCUAGGCUUCUACGUGGUGGACAGUCACCGGAUGUCAGCACAGACACAUGGGCUGCUGGGGCAAUUUUUCCAACCCUUUGACUUUAAAGUGUCUGACAUCCGGCCAGGCUCUGACCCUGCAAAGCCAGAUGCCACAUUGGUGGUGAAGAACCAUCAGCUGAUUGUCACCAGGGGCUCCCAGAAAGACUACAGAAAGGAUGCCAGCAUCGGCGCAAAGGUUGUCUGCUGGUUUGUCCACAACAACGGAGAAGGGCUGAUUGAUGGUGUCCACACAGACUACAUUGUCCCCAACCUGUUUUGA
This is a messenger RNA of Symphalangus syndactylus (siamang), 2958 nucleotides long. It is a transcript of the gene ITIH3, whose product is annotated as inter-alpha-trypsin inhibitor heavy chain 3. Lineage: Eukaryota; Metazoa; Chordata; Mammalia; Primates; Hylobatidae. Gene Ontology annotation, biological process: hyaluronan metabolic process. The record is from RefSeq and is a predicted model, not a curated record. Gene Ontology annotation, molecular function: serine-type endopeptidase inhibitor activity.